Molecule: messenger RNA, 1670 nt
Organism: Purpureocillium takamizusanense
Lineage: Eukaryota; Fungi; Ascomycota; Sordariomycetes; Hypocreales; Ophiocordycipitaceae
Exons: 3
Coding region: 437-1279 (280 amino acids)
Source: RefSeq, a predicted model, not a curated record
CACAGGCCGGUCCAGUCCACCACCACCGCCCACUCUUUGCUGGCUGACGACAAACAAGAAGUGCCGUUUCAUCACCCCAACUCGCCCUGGGUUCUUCUCUGUCCGACGCACACACCGUACUCUCUCUUCCUCUCACAUACACGAGCGAGCGAGCUUGGGGGUUUGGCCUUUUACUUGCUGGCAUAUUUCUUCUCUUCGCUUGAUUCUUCCCCCUUGCUCCUGAAAGCGAACACGCCCGGCCGGCCCAAUCCCCCCCCCCAACCAUUGUCGUAAACCGUCACCCGGAAGUGCCAUUGAGCUGCUUGCGCGUCGCCCUCGCCUGCGAUACGAGGCAGGUUUUUUUGGGUUUGGCAGGAAAGGGUGCCGAAAGCCGGCAGACAAGACAGACAAGACAGACAAGACAGACAAAGAACAGAACAGCACCGAGGCCGGCGCCAUGGUCAGCAUGGAAUGGGACCCCGACUACGUCCCCGGCGUCAAGAUGGGGCUGCAUUCCAUGCAAAUCAUCCUCUCCUUUACGCUGUGGUGUCUCGAGAUUGCCACCUUUGUCGCAAAGGACGCCAAGAUUGUCGGGAACAAUGCCUGGACCUUUUCAGUGUGCUUCCUGUCCAUUCCCGCGUGGAUCUACCUGGUCAUGACGCCGCGCUUCUCCCGCACCCGCAAGUUCGCCGAGCCGCACGCCAUGCUCGUCGUCGACGUGCUCUUCACAAUCAUAUGGCUUUCUGCCUUUGCGACGCAGGCCGCCUACAACUCGUCCGGCCUGUGCGGCAACGGCUGCAACCUGAGCAAGGCCAUUGUCGCGCUGGGCGUCUUCAUCACCCUCUUCUUUGCCGCCUCGACCGUCGUCAGCGCAUACACCCUCCAGUACUACAGGUUCCACGGCACCCUCCCCGGGUACGACGCGCGCAAGAUCCGCGGCGGCGACAGCAGCAACAUCGACCCGGACAAGGCCGCCUUCUCCAUGGCGCCGCACGACGAGGACGCCUACGAGCGCGUCAACAUGGACGACCACGACCACGACCACGAUGAGCGACCCUACGGCCACUCGAACCCCUACAACGCCACCGUCGACGACGACGAGGGGGGCCGCUACGGCGCCAUGCCCCCGCGCCACGAUCCCUUCAACACCGACACCGAGUACACCUCCGGGGGCGGCGCCGGCGUGCCGCCCCUGUCGAUGCCCUACGGCGGAGGAGCGGGCUCGGCGUCGCACGUCUCCUACUCUGACGAGCCGGCCAAGUUCCCCGCCGGCAACUACGAUCGCGUGCAGCACCCCUGAUCGGCGGGCCUUUGUCGCGAAACAUCUGGCAUAUAAAGCGAGGGUUGCGUCUCUUUCUGCGCAAAUUGUGAGAGGGAAGGUAUUGGCAAAGAAUUCUUUGAAACGACUGGAUGGAUUGUCUCAUCACCAUCGGACAUCUCGACGGGACUCUAUGGAGAGAAUUUUGUUUCUGGGCAUUGUUUUAGCUUGGGGGCGUUGUGGUGUUGGAUUCCGGACGUGGCGGGGACGUCCCUGCCGCGAGGAGAUAUCAAUAAUGCUUGGUUUGUAUAUAGACGACUCAUCAGCCCCGAGUCUGCAUAGGCGGGAUUUGAAUUUGUUGCAUAUUCGUCUAGAUGGCCUGGACUCGUGCCGCGGAGCCCGCAAUGUGUGAAAUACCAUGAACUAAAACUCC